CCGCCGCCUCACAGUUUAGAACGAUGACUCGCCGUCAACCGCUGGCACUGCUACUGGUGGCCGUGAGUCUGGCCAGGAUUGCGGCCAGGCCAGGUGCACAGAAUCCGCUCGAAUCGCUGGGCAUGGGCGCCAUGGCGCUGGCCGGGAAUAUAGCGGAGGCGGUGCAGAGUGGCGCUGCCAUUUCACGUGACCUCAACAUCGACAAUCCCCUAAUGUCCAUGCACUCGAAAACGGCCGUGGGCUAUGGCGAUGCCAUACGUCCCAUUGCCGCCGACUCAUCCGAGGAGGAUCGUCGCCGGAAGCGUAGACGCCGUAGUCUUCAUCGCCACAAGCGUGCUCCUUGCUUCUGGAAAAUGGGCUCGGCUGCCACCACAGCGGCGUCCGCCGACGAUGACGUGGAGGCCAGAAGGCGAAGGGCACAAAAGCGCGCCGCCAACAAUGCAUCCCGAUCCCGUGUGAGUCCCAAGAGCAGCGGCAAAAAGAAGAUGUUGGUGCGACGACGACGACAGGCGGCCGAGGGCAUGGAAGUGACACCGGAUAUGGACGGCAUGGAUCCCUUGGGCCUGGGCACUAGGAUCAAGGCCAUGUGGCUAUCCUUCGUGGACAACGUGACGGAUGUGAUGCAGCAGGUGCGCCAGAAGAUCUCCGAAACGACCAAUUCCACGGGCUAGCUACCUGGGUGGAACCAGGUCCACACUGACGUAGUGUGUGUAUUUUAUUUCGAGUGUAUUUUUUUUUUGUUUGUUUAUAAGUGCAAUAAAAGCAACUGGAAAC
Drosophila santomea is the source of this 774-nucleotide messenger RNA. RefSeq lists its product as uncharacterized. The coding region runs from base 24 to 671 and encodes 215 amino acids. Lineage: Eukaryota; Metazoa; Arthropoda; Insecta; Diptera; Drosophilidae. The record is from RefSeq and is a predicted model, not a curated record. The transcript has a single exon.